AUGGAAGAUCCCCCUACAGAGCAGCUCCUGGAAAGGAUCUGGCAGAUCCAAGAGCAGAUGGAAGUCAUGACUUGGAGAGCCUUUGUGAAUAGCAAUAGGAAUAGCAUUUCCACCUUGAUUUUGCCAAGUGAAGGUUUCUCACCUGCAUCUCCCACUUCUUCUUCUGCUCCUCUACCUGGCUCAGGAGAAAACCUUCAGCCAGGGACACCGCCUGGGCGCUGGUCUCUGCUCCACGUUCCCGGACCCAGCUCUCCAUCUCGGGGGGCAGAAGAGCCACCAAGUCGUCCAGGAUCAAGAGGUCCAGCAUCUGCCCCUUUGUCUUCCUUUCGGGCUGAAGCCACUGGCGACAAAGUUGGUAGAGACGGCUACAAAUCUUCCGGGGGUCCUGGUUCCACAAGGAGGCCAGAGCACCCAUCUUUCUUCCAGUGGCUUCCUGCAAGACAUCCUGAAGGUCCUCUGUCGUCCUCCAUUGGGUCCCUUUCAAAGAGGGGGCAUGAAGCUUUACCUGCAACCCAUAGGCCCUCUUUGGCAGGUGAGACUUUAAAUCAGCGGGCACAAUCUUUCCUGGCACAAGAUGAUCCUGAUGAGGGUCUUUUGCGCAGUUCUCUGAGUGGACUUCUUGGGGCCACCUGUGCCCCAGUCCUGACCCCUCCAAAGGGACUUCUGGCAAGGUCCCAUUUGGAGCCUCCUCCUCCUCCAGCGGACCUGCCCAAACAGCUCUCUCCUGAUCAGCAGCCGACCAGCUCCUCUCCUUGCGCACCAGGUGCAGCGCCUUCUCCAGCAACGGGCGCAGCUCGUCCCCUCGGUCGUCCCAGCCUUCCUCUUGCAGGGCCUUGGUCAAAGCUAGCAGUCUCUUCGGCUGGGCGCGCCCUUCCUCCCGAAGCAGCGCUUGGACAGCAUCCCGCGGCCGCUUCUCGAGCAGCGCCUGUAGGGCGAGCUGCAGAGCGACCGCGGCAUCCCCGGGCAGGCCGCUCUCUCCAGCUUUCUCCAGCUUCGCCGUCAGUCCUAGCAGCGCCGCCCGCAGCGCUGCCACGCCGGGCUUCCUCCCUCGCCUCGUAGCCGGGCCCGGGUCUUCGGCCAGCGCUUGGAUGCCGCGCAAGAGCGCCAUCUCCAGUCGUAACAACCCCCGCAGCCGCUCCUGCUCGGCCAAUGACAC
Messenger RNA from Thamnophis elegans (Western terrestrial garter snake), 1156 nucleotides. RefSeq names its product guanine nucleotide-binding protein G(s) subunit alpha isoforms XLas-like. The coding region runs from base 1 to 1059 and encodes 352 amino acids. Lineage: Eukaryota; Metazoa; Chordata; Lepidosauria; Squamata; Natricidae. The record is from RefSeq and is a predicted model, not a curated record. The transcript is spliced from 2 exons.